AAUGAACGUGCUCGUACAAGGAAUUGGGAGCGAGGAAAAGUAGGCAGUAUUCCAGUAAAUGCCUUGCACUUGAUUUAACGCUCUUGGCAAUCUGUUCAUCUUUGGAUUUCCUGAUUAUUCAAGAUGGCAGCGCUUUUAGGACUGCGUGCUUGUGUCUCUGCUCUUCAUCUGACCUCACCAAGCCUGGUGCAAAACUCCUUUAAGCUAUGUGCUGUACCUCUGAGUCGGCGGACCUUCGCUGCCGAGGCGAAGAAGACUUAUAGCAGAGACAAACCCCACGUCAACGUCGGGACCAUUGGACACGUGGAUCAUGGCAAGACCACCCUAACUGCAGCUAUCACAAAGGUACUUUCUGAUGCCGGCGGUGCCAAUUUUAAAAAGUAUGAGGACAUUGACAACGCCCCCGAGGAGAAGGCUCGAGGAAUCACCAUCAAUGCCUCUCAUGUUGAAUAUACAACAGCCAACAGACAUUACGCUCAUACAGACUGCCCUGGUCAUGCUGAUUACGUCAAGAACAUGAUCACCGGCACUGCUCAGAUGGACGGUUGCAUCCUAGUGGUGGCGGCCACUGACGGCCAAAUGCCGCAAACGCGGGAGCACCUGCUGCUGGCCAGGCAGAUCGGCGUCGAGCACGUGGUGGUAUUCAUCAACAAGGCGGACGCGGUGGAGGACAAGGAGAUGCUGGAGCUGGUGGAGAUCGAGAUUCGCGAGCUUCUCACCGAGUUCGGCUACGACGGCGACAACACGCCUGUGGUGAUAGGCUCCGCCCUCUGUGCUCUGGAGGGUCGGGAGCCGGAGCUUGGCAUCAAUGCAAUCAUGAAACUGCUGGAGAUUGUGGAUUCGUAUGUUCCGUUGCCCAAAAGAGAAUUGGAAAAGCCGUUCCUUCUGCCCAUCGAAGGAGUUUAUUCAAUCCCAGGCAGGGGCACAGUGGUGACCGGCACCAUGGAGAGGGGCAUCAUAAAGAAAGGGGAUGACUGUGAGUUUGUGGGUCACAAUCGCAGCGUCAAAUCUGUGGUUACAGGUAUCGAGAUGUUCCAUAAGUCUCUGGAUCGGGCCGAAGCUGGAGACAACCUCGGUGCUCUGGUCCGAGGCCUGAAGAGGGAGGAUGUGAGGAGAGGGAUCGUGAUGUGUAAGCCGGGAUCCAUCAAGCCUCACCAGAAAGUCAAGGCUCAGGUGUACAUUCUGAGCAAAGAGGAGGGAGGACGACACAAGUCCUUUGUCAGCAACUUCAUGCCCGUCAUGUUCUCCCUAACGUGGGACAUGGCCUGCAGAGUCUCUCUGCCCUCUGAUAAGGAAAUGGUGAUGCCGGGGGAGGACACCUCCUUGACCCUCACGCUCCGACAACCAAUGGUCCUGGAGAAAGGUCAGAGGUUCACUCUCCGAGACGGCAACAAAACAAUCGGCACUGGCCUGGUGACAGACAUCCUGACAAUGACAGACGAAGAUCAAUGGGUCUCAUAAAAAGGUUCAUGGGGCACCAGGGUUGAGGGCAAAGAUUUAAGGGUGGGUGGUUGUCUAUAUGAAAUAAUGUAAUUCUUAAAAAAAAAAAGCAAAUACACAGAUUUCAUCACACACAGCAUCAUCCAAUAUGUUGCGAUAUCACAUUCAACCAAAAUAUUUGUAAAGUUGAGUUACUGUGGUUGUGGUAAUGCCCCGGACUGCUUCAUGUCAUUUAUGUAAUAAAAUGUAUUUAAUACCAA
Hippocampus zosterae (dwarf seahorse) is the source of this 1700-nucleotide messenger RNA. RefSeq names its product Tu translation elongation factor, mitochondrial (gene tufm). The record is from RefSeq and is a predicted model, not a curated record. Bases 124 to 1461 code for a protein of 445 amino acids. Gene Ontology annotation, biological process: mitochondrial translational elongation. The transcript is spliced from 10 exons. Gene Ontology annotation, molecular function: translation elongation factor activity; GTP binding; GTPase activity. Gene Ontology annotation, cellular component: mitochondrion. NCBI's taxonomy places the organism in Eukaryota, Metazoa, Chordata, Actinopteri, Syngnathiformes, Syngnathidae.